Messenger RNA from Spizellomyces punctatus DAOM BR117, 4222 nucleotides. RefSeq lists its product as uncharacterized. The transcript has 10 exons. Bases 245 to 4078 code for a protein of 1277 amino acids. The record is from RefSeq and is a predicted model, not a curated record. NCBI's taxonomy places the organism in Eukaryota, Fungi, Chytridiomycota, Chytridiomycetes, Spizellomycetales, Spizellomycetaceae. Gene Ontology annotation, cellular component: plasma membrane. Gene Ontology annotation, molecular function: guanyl-nucleotide exchange factor activity. Gene Ontology annotation, biological process: Ras protein signal transduction; positive regulation of GTPase activity.
UUUGAUUAUGUAAUCCUCCCGACUUGGAGAGCAUCCCAAGGCGGGGUUGAGUAGCGUUGUCGACGGCUUGAUGCAGCACACCGCAGGAGAGCACCUGAAUUUGCUGAAUGAAAUCUUGGAUGAGAAGCCGGCGCAAACAGCAGAUACUCUCUCUCAUAUUGGCUGAAGCUCUUUCUUUCUUCGCUGCUGCGGGCUUCCGCGUUACGAUUCGCUGGGACACUGUCUGGCGCGACAUGACUAGAAUAUGACAAUUUUAAUGGACAGUAAGGCACCGCCGCUUCCUCCUCCUUUAUCCAUCAAACGCCGCACCCUUUCAAUUGGAUCUCGCAGUGGAUCGCGCCAGGCGACUGACGAGAGUAACCUUACCACAUCCCCCACCGCAUCUGAAAGUACCGAGCUCACCACCGCACGCCCUCCAUUAGCUCCCUUGCCAACGGGAACUCAACGACUUCUCCAUUCAUACCGGUCCCCACGAGGUUCGUACGAUGACGCCCCUGUCAGAUCACCAACCUCUGCUCCCUUAUCCGCGCGUCCGCGUGCAUGGACGGGCCCUUCCUUGCCUCCAUUUCGAGUUGCGCGGCUGGCGACCGAGCUGCCGCGCUCACUAAGUCAAUCGAUCACUGCAGAGUCCGUUGACAAUGUCGCGCAAUCACUAGAUGGACUUGGGGACUACUUUUCGGACGGGAACCUUGCGUUCAGCGGGGGAAAAUGUAGGGAUGAAAGCAUGCCUUCUAUAAAUUCUGGGAAAAGUCAACGAAGUGGAACCCCACAUAAGCCUAUCGUCCCACAGCAAUCCAGGGAAUGGGAGAACCAAAAGCAUCUAUCACCGUCAACCCCAACAUUGUGUAUGUCUAACUCACGGCGAGCAUCUAGUCCUUCCAUAACCGCAAUGGCAAAUGGCAAUGACGAGUUUGAUGACGAUGAGGAUCUCAUCCCUCGCCGGGCAUCUGUAGAUAGCUCCUUUGGGCGUAGCGUAGAAGAUAUGUCACCUCCAGACGUUGGAAAACGGCAAAGAUCAUCAAUGUACGCGAGUCCAAGCGCAGGAAACCUUAGUGCAUGGACAGCGCAGCCGAAACGUCGAUUACCAGGGGAGGGGGUUCGAAUGUCUUUGCAAAGUUUGGCCAGUAUAUCUAGUGCAAAAGCUGCAAAGAUUCCUGCCACAAUCGCAUCAACAAGCUCAUUGAUAAAAGAUAAAGCGAUACGGCAUAUUAGAACGCCAUCCGGGGUUAGCAAGUACGACGGGCCAGUAUUUGACAUUCUAGAUGUGGCGCCAAAAGAACUUGCUCGCCAGUUGGCGCUCAUGGACAGCAAUUACUUCCGAUCAAUUCCUCGAGAGGAGCUGGCUUCUGUAGCGUGGACAGGUUCGGAAAAGUACACUCGAGCACCUGCUAUUGCCGCAACGACGCAGCAUUUCAAUCAGGUCGCAUUAUGGGUUGCGGAAGAGAUUGUUGCCUCAGAAGAGAUUCAACGACGAUAUAACCUGCUGAUUCACUUUAUUAGCGUGGCCAAGUGUUCGAUGGAGAUCAACAACUUCAACGGACUACGAAGUAUUACGGCGGGAUUGCAAUCGGCUCCGGUGCACCGAUUGACGAGAACAUGGGGGAUUGUAGGGCGCCGGCAGAGGUCCACAUUUGAUAAAAUGUGUGAUCUAAUGUCACCUCUCAGUAACAGCGAAGCAUACAGGAGACGAUUAGCGGAGUGCAAGCCGCCCUGUGUCCCUUAUUUGGGGACAUGGUUGAGCGAUCUAACGUUCCUGUCCGAGUGUCUAAAGAAGGAAAAGAAUGAUCCUAGUCGCGCUAAUCAGGCAGCAGAUCGGCAGAUGCAGAUUGAUGCCCUUCUCGACGAAAUCGCUCGCUAUCAGCAGGGAAGCGUGUACAAUUUCGAACCUAUUCCUGCCGUUCAAGAGGCGGUGCUCUCUGUCAAGUUCCAUCCCGACUACCGAAGUUGGAUAGAGGAGGACCAUUAUCGUCGGAGCUGUCUGGUGGAGAAACGAGGGGCGGUGGCCACCAGUCCGCAAGGAUCAAAUACGGGACCUACCGGUGGGAAACAGGGAAUUCGGAGCAGGAUCAGAGGUCACAGUGUAUCUGGAAAGUUUGCACCUGUUGCCCAGAGCUUGCUUGACAUGGACACGAGUAAAGGAUCGGUCUCGAAUAGUGGUGACAUCUUGGCCGGGUCCGGCAAAAUAGGUGGCUCAACGGCAGCAAUAAACGGCAGCGGAGCGCUGUCCAAAAAGAUCGGGCGACGGGCCUUCAGCAUCGACAUUGGUGCUGAAACCGAGCGAAUGGUGAGCGGAAGCACCGCAAGUGGUCUGGACAGACAUAAUCUAUCAGUCAGCACCGCCAGCGCAAACCCAUUGUCAAACUCGUCCGAUGUCCAGCUUAAUCGACGUGAAUUUGCCCCAAAACCAUCCAGCCUAGGGUCACGCCGACUUCGUCGGGAGCGAACCACAGGUAUGCCGGCGUCCCGAAGUGCCCUUUCGGGCACAAGAGGUCAUCGUCGAACAAAGAGUGGAUCGGCCGUCAUGCUCUACGGGAGGCACGAGGACGCCGUUGAGCCAGAUCAAAAUUCUUUACCAUCGAGGGUUUCGACGGGAUCAAUAUCAGACUUUCUGGUAUCGCGAGAUUGGGAUGAGCUCAACGAAGAAGAGGGUCGUGAUGAACAUGGGAACGAUACCGGUAGUUCGGAAUGCGCGAGCAGGCGAGUGGCAGGAAGUGAUGAUGUGGUGUUUAGUAGUGAUGCAGUCAUUGAAAGCCUGACCGGAAGGGCAUUGGUAAAUUCCGACGGGUCACUGAGCGGCCGUAGCUCAAAAUCUACACCAAGCAGGAUCGAUCGAUGGAACCGUCAAAGUAUUGAUGAACAAUCUACCGGUACAUCUGAUGACAGAGAGAGGUGGAAACAGGGAUCCGUGCUGGAGAAACCAGAGAGCAGCAUUGACAUGAAUUCGCCAGACAGUGUCGAUGCCGAUAGCCAAGGAGCCUAUGUGACCGUGUUGCCUUCUUUAAUGGACGAUGUCGACAAUGUUGACGCUGCAGACGACCGGCUCUCGGUUGACAUUGAUACUAUCACUGCCAUCUCAGCUUCCUACCCACAUUCCCCAUCCCCACCAGCAUUCAUGAUAACGCCGGCUUCCCCAAUACACGUUGAUGCACGAACGCCUACCAACUUUGAGAAAACUGACAGUCCGGGAAGCAAGGACAGUCCAUCUAUUGGGCACGAGACAGGCACCACAAUUUUAGAACAAGUUUCUCAAGACCACGCCGCUGGCGCCCUUCCUGUCUACGAGGGUCAGCUCUACAAGAAAGAUGAACUCCUCGAGACAGGUCUGCGAGCACCUGUUCGAAAGUGGGUGCAAGUCUGGGCGGCCCUUUAUGCUGAACCGCCCCGACUGGAACUCUAUCGAUGUGAAAAAGGCCUUGAAAGGGAGCGGGGUUCUGAUGAUCCGAAUGAACCCGCCGGCACAAAGCGAGAAUCAAUAACAUUGGGUCGUUUCUCACGAUCUAGUCGUGCAGGAAGGGCUAGUCAAGCAAGCGCAUUUAGUAGCAGUGGGGGAGAUGACGAUAGCGCUCGUGAGAGUGUGGUGGGUCCUGCACCUCGCACGACACCGCCCAUGACACCAGGAGAAGACUCUCCCAAAGCCGCGGAGACAGUAAGCCCAAUGAGCCCAACCAUUCCUCCCGGUCCUCCCGACGCGAAAGAAACAAGGAAGAAAAGUAUAUGGCGGAGUAUGGGGGGUUCAUCCGUAUCCUCCACAUCAUUAUUUGGUGGAGGAAAUAGGAGUCGAAGCGGAUCCACCGCCUCAAGAUUGGCGCGCACCAGCAGGAUUCUUGGCCGCUCGAGUAUCAGCGGCAAUGGAGAUAGUCAGUCUCCAACUAUGCGCCCGCAUUUUCAAACUAUUCCCUUGACAAGAUCGUCAGGACUGGCAAUACCCGCGACGGAUUACACCAAGAGAAAGCACGUCUUACGGUUAUACCCUGGAGCACGAAGAACACUUUUACUGAGGGCUGAAACCGAUGAGGAUAUGAGGGCUUGGAUGGCACGCUUUGAUGCCCUUACACACAGAGUGGAGAGUGGGGGUUGAGUAUGCUUGUUACCGACUUGGGUGGUAUUCAUAUUAUGCUUUGAUGGGAGGGGAUCAUGGUGAUAUCUGUAAAGUUUCUACUGGUUUUACAUAUUUUUGCAUUAUAUCAGUAAUAUUGGACCGGGAUACCUAUCGCGCAGCCAA